UUUAGGCCUAGGGAGAGAGCAUUUAACUUUAGAUAGAAAUAUGGUCUUCGGCCCGCAUCCCUUUCAAGACAAUCAUACUAUUUUCUCUCGAUAUUCCCAUGCAUCAACAUGCAAGUGCAGCCGAGAUCAUCAACCCACAGAGGAUAUUACAAAAAACCCGGCUCAGCAACAGCGGGCUUUCAAUUCAAGAUGGCGGACGAAGCGUGGUGGAAUCGCCGUCUGUCUACAAACCAAACUCUUCUUCCGGGAGUAAGCUGUCAUCUUAAAGUUGAAGAUUUAGAUGUGAUAAAAACUGCCAAGCAUGAACUCUCUCUGCUUAGCUGUAAUUUAAUGAAGAAUCAGUUAUGGACUGAGAUGCGAAUACUCCAUGCUGUCAUCUACAAGAACAACAACCAGCACAAAAAGGAGAAAUACUUUCAAGGACUAAAAAAAAUCCACAAGUAUUUGAAUAGCUUGGAACAGAUGUCCCUAGGGAGUACACUGGUAUCUCUGGUGAAGCAACUGCCAAAAAUCAAACAAGAAUCUCCACCCAUAGCUGGCCUAUCACUGCCUUGUGUGAGAUCAGUGGAAAACAUGCUUGUGCAAUUCAUUGGCGCUGCAAAGUUGGCCUUUCAAAUUAUUGAGUAUUCAAAAACUAUAUUUCAACUUGUAAUGGGUCAAAUGGUGCUGGGCUUUUUCCUGAGAUUUCAUGUUGUGAAUGCUUCUUGUAUCAGCAGAUUGAGUAUCCUGUUAAAAGAUUUUUGUCAAAAUCUAUUUGAUGGCUAUAAAUGCUUAUUUGAACUCAUCAAAGUCUUGAGAACUGCUCAAAAUGCAGAUUUAAGUGAAACUUUACAUCUUCCUACUUGCCUGAAGACGUGGUUAGGUACUGACAAAUCUGUAGAUGAAGUUCAAAGUGUUGAUGAAGACACAGUAAAAUCCACAGCCAACCAAAGUGUUUCCCUUCUUGAUAAACUGUUUGCCGAAAGUCCCGUGACUGAUAACAAGCCAAGAGCUAAAUCUUCUACAAUGCUACCAUCAUCUGAUUCAAAUGAUGUUGGAGAAGUGGUGUCACUAGAUGAGUAUAUGCCACAUGGCAGAUUGAUAAAGGAAGAAAAAUGUGUAAAAGAAUCAUCAAACUCAAUCACAGCUCCUAUCCAGAACACAUUAGAGCGGAGGAGUCUAAGUUACAAGGGUUUGGCUGCUGCUAGGCAUGGCAGACAUUCAAGAGGAAAACAAGGUGUGACCAAAGGGCUUUAUCAAAGAAAAACCAAUAAAGAUGAUAGAGUGGGACACAUAACAAGUCUUGUGGAUUUCAAGCCAAAAAUGCACAGAAUAGCAAAACUCUACCAAAAUCAACUAGCAAUGUUGGACAAGGAGAAGUUCCAAUCAAAUGAUGUUACAUCCAAGAAGUUAUUUUAUUCACUUUUGCGCUGGAAACAUUGCAAGAGAAAGAGUUUUGUUAACAGGUGGAAACAGAGAACUGGCCACAGGAUUAAGAGAUCUGAGAAAACAUCUAAAGUUAGGAUUAAUAAUGUGAAUGCUAAAAGGAAGGAAAAACUUGCUGAUUGUAGCAAGGGUUGUGUAGACCAUCAACCUGUAGCAAUGAAGAGUUUGAUGGGUAAAAACAAUAAUGCAGAAAUUGAGGUAGGAACUCUGGAUCUUUUUCAAAGUCAUGACACUCUUGAACAAAAUAGUAAAGUCUCAACAAGUUGUAAAGGGGUUGAUAUUGAUGACAUCUUCAAUGCUUUAGGUGUUUGAGGAACAAAAUACUACAACUAUACUGGUCAACCAUUGUUAUAAAAAGUUAAUUUAUUAAUUUUUUUCUUCACACUACUUCAAAAUGAAGCUUUAUACUUUCUUUAUUGUGAGGAUACCGUCAUCGAUUGAUAGCGCCAGAGGUGGAUCUAGGAGGUAGCAUCUUCGCCCCUCCUUUGCACAAGAUAUAUAACAAAUUUUAAAACUAUCAAGAGAUAAAACUUACUGAUGUUUAUACCCAAAGGUUUGAUUUAAGCAGCUGCCUUGUAUUUUUUAAAGAGGGAGUUCUCUUUAUCUUUAGAUCCACCCUUAGUGCUAUUCCAUAAUCUUCUAAGAUUGAAUUCAUAUACCAUGUACAUUUAGUGAGCUGAACAUGAAACUAGAGUUCACAAUGUACGUACAGAGUACACCAUGACGAAUGUCAUCAAGUGCCAUUAAUCUGUGAGAACGCUUAAAAAUCAUAAAAAUGGAAUUAUAUAUUAUUGAUAUCAA
Molecule: messenger RNA, 2226 nt
Organism: Nematostella vectensis (starlet sea anemone)
Lineage: Eukaryota; Metazoa; Cnidaria; Anthozoa; Actiniaria; Edwardsiidae
Exons: 12
Coding region: 109-1737 (542 amino acids)
Biological process (GO): positive regulation of Notch signaling pathway
Cellular component (GO): nucleus
Source: RefSeq, a predicted model, not a curated record